AUGAGUUUGGGUAGAAUAAGGGCCCAUUUGGGACUUGGAACCAACGCUGCCACCACUUUCAAAAGAUCAUUCCAUUUAUCAUCAAUAAAAUAUAAUCAACAACAAUCAAAUUUAUUUGGUGAAAUAACAACACAAACUGAACCAGUAAAUAAAAAACAUAGUCUUGCAGAUUCAUUAGAUUCACAAAGUGAUAAAAAAAUCAAUAAAGAUAAAAUUACUUUGAAAAAUGAUACAGAACUACAGAAAUUUAUAGGUCAUGAACCAACACCUGCAGCAAAAAAAUAUUUAAGUCCUUUAAAACAAUCAAUUUAUGAAGCAAAUGUUGCAAAGAAUGGGUUUUUCAAAAAUAAAGAUGAAAUUAGAUUACCAAAUGGUGAAGUUUAUAGAUUACAAUUAACUCAAAGAGAAAUUGAAGCACUUGAACCAAGUAUGUACUUGAAAAGUUUUAGAAUUAAAAGUUCCAUUAAAAAAGCCACUGUUGUUACAAAAUUAUUGAAUAAAUUAAAUUUAAAAGUUGCCAUUACACAAGCACAUUUCAAUCAAAAAAGAAUUGCAAGAGAAAUUGGUGAUUUAUUAUCAAAAGGUUUAAAAGAAUCAAAAGAAUUAAAUUUUAAUCCUGAUGAAUUAUUUCUUGAUCAAAUUUGGGCUGGUAAAGAUGGUCAUUUAAUGAAAAGAUUAGAUCCAAAGGGAAGAGGUAGAACAGGUGUUAUAGAACAUGGUCAUAUUCAUAUUAAAGCUAUUUUAAAAGGUGAACAAACUAAAAAAAGAAUUGCAUGGGAAAAAGAACAAAAACAAUUAAGAAAAAAACCUUAUCAACAAUUACCUUCUGAAUCAUUACGUUGGAGACCUGAUGGAUUUUAUAGAUGGUAA
Molecule: messenger RNA, 870 nt
Organism: Hansenula ciferrii
Lineage: Eukaryota; Fungi; Ascomycota; Saccharomycetes; Phaffomycetales; Wickerhamomycetaceae
Gene: MRPL22
Product: mitochondrial 54S ribosomal protein uL22m
Exons: 1
Coding region: 1-870 (289 amino acids)
Biological process (GO): ribosome assembly; translation
Cellular component (GO): ribosome; mitochondrial large ribosomal subunit
Molecular function (GO): structural constituent of ribosome
Source: RefSeq, a predicted model, not a curated record